CAUCAACCAUGUUGGUCCAAAGCGGGGUCAUGAAGCCGCGGGUAUUUAAUACCUUGUGAAGACUGGAGCAAAAACCUCAAUUGCGUACUUCGACCAUACCAGACUUUAUGGCAGUCGACAUGGACCCAAUCUCUAUGCUUGUUCGCAGCUGUGCUGCGUUCUAUCACCUCGUUCGCUGUACUUCUUUAAUCGACGUGGCCACCGGGCUGGCGACCAUAUGGGCAUUAUGUACGGCAAUUUGGGCCACUCAGAAGAACUCCAGAACAACAAAACUAAGGGGUCCCAAGAGGACUAAUCUGUUGUUUGGAGUGAGUACGGAGCUGUUUGGAUCGCCUGAUUCGGGGGCGAUCUUCGAGGCAUGGUCCAAGGAGUACGGUGUUGCCUAUGAAAUCCCUAUGAUGUGCGGGAAACAGAGGAUCGUGCUUUGCGACCCGAAAGCGCUGGCAUACCUCUUCUCUAAGGAUACAUGGUCGUACGCGGGCAUUCCGGGCGUUAAAGCGAGCAUCGCACGGAGGGUAGGAAAGGGGCUGAUUUGGGCUGAAGGCGAGUCACACAGAAGGCAAAGAAGAUCCAUAGCACCUUCGUUCAAUUCUACUGCCAUCCGGAAGUUAAGCCCUGCCAUCCAUAAAGUUGUGGAUAGGCUCAAAGCAGCUUUGGAAGAAAGCAUCGAUGCGAACGGAGGCGAGAGUGUAGUCCUCGAUGUCGAGAAAUGGGUGAACUAUGUCUCCCUCGAUUCUUUCGGGAUUGCAGGUUUCUCCUACGACUUCGAUUCUCUUGCUGGAAAACCAAACAGCAUGAUUUCGGUCCUCGACGAUUUCGCAGCGCCGUCACCCCAUCCGCUUUUGGAUAAUGCCGUGUUCCUGCUUUCCAUCGUUUUUCCUAUUGCUAUGUACGUGCCGACCUGGCGGAACAAGAUGCUUGACAAGCUCCGGGGGCGAAUGUCUGAGAUUUGUGACAAGUUGGUCGACAACGCCAUAAAGGAGAAGGAAGGCGCAUCAAAUGAACAAACUUCCACGAUCGGUUUGCUGCUGAAUGCAGAAGAUGAAGAUUCUGGAAAACGUAUCGUUCGAGAGGAAGUCUUGGCGCAGAUAAGCACGUUAAUUUUCGCAUCCUAUGAAACUACAGCAAUCGCCAUGACAUGGGCGUUGCUCGAACUCGCUCGGUACCCAGAUAUUCAAAAUAAACUUCGCAAAGAACUUUUGUCUUUCGGUAGAGAGCCCUCAUACGAUGAGCUUACCACUGGUCUCCCUUACCUCGACGCCAUAGUGCAGGAGACCCUCCGCCUUCACCCAGCUGUCCAAGACUUGGUACGCGAGGCAAAUGAAGACGACGUCAUCCCUCUAUCUGAGCCAGUGCGGACAAAGUCUGGUGAAGUGGUUGACAGUAUAGCUAUCGAACGCGGCACCGAGAUUGGCAUAUCUAUUUCCUGCAUGAACCGCUCCGAGGCGAUCUGGGGUCCAGACGCUAAAGUGUUUAGACCAGAACGAUGGUUAGAAGCAGACGGCAUAACAAAGAAAGCUCAGGAGGUGAAGGGAUACCGGCAUUUGCUCACGUUUGGUGAUGGUCCGAGGUCUUGUAUUGGAAAAAUGUUUGCUGUUGCUGAGAUCAAGACGAUGCUUACAAUGUUAGUCAAGAACUUUGUGCUGGAGAUGAGGGACGGGCCAGAUACAAAAUUCGAAAUAAUCAGGGGAAUCGCACUGAGGCCCAAGAUUGCAGGAGAAGAUGGAAUCAAGAUGCCACUGAGGGUUAGGCCGUACAAGGGCUAAAGGUGGAACUUCACUCGACUCUAGUAGCGUACAAGCUUGGUUCAGCCCUGUUACAGAACGUGGCGGACCUCGCUGCUUGAUGAGCGUCUUUCGCAACAGAUUAUUGGUAUUUUUCCUAGGCUUAUAUGUAGGACAAAAUUU
Molecule: messenger RNA, 1907 nt
Organism: Pisolithus orientalis
Lineage: Eukaryota; Fungi; Basidiomycota; Agaricomycetes; Boletales; Pisolithaceae
Product: cytochrome P450
Exons: 11
Coding region: 108-1766 (552 amino acids)
Molecular function (GO): iron ion binding; heme binding; monooxygenase activity
Source: RefSeq, a predicted model, not a curated record